This is a messenger RNA of Scophthalmus maximus (turbot), 4045 nucleotides long. It is a transcript of the gene edc3, whose product is annotated as enhancer of mRNA decapping 3 homolog (S. cerevisiae). Gene Ontology annotation, molecular function: mRNA binding. The record is from RefSeq and is a predicted model, not a curated record. Gene Ontology annotation, biological process: P-body assembly; deadenylation-independent decapping of nuclear-transcribed mRNA. NCBI's taxonomy places the organism in Eukaryota, Metazoa, Chordata, Actinopteri, Pleuronectiformes, Scophthalmidae. Gene Ontology annotation, cellular component: P-body. The transcript has 7 exons. The coding region runs from base 160 to 1596 and encodes 478 amino acids.
GGUAAUCCGGACGCCAGCGGCAAGAGCUAUUGGCCAUUUGAGAAUCUCAGAAGCUAACAAACAGUUUCGAAGAGCAAGAAUCUUCCUUCCAGCACUUAACUUUCCAGUUCACCCGUCUGUGUCCUUGACGAGUUCAUUUUGCCUUGAUCACGAAAAGACAUGUCUGCGGAUUGGUUGGGUAGUUUGGUGUCCAUCAACUGUGGGCCGACGCUGGGAGUCUAUCAGGGAGAGGUAUCAUCCGUGGACCCGUCCAGCCAAACCAUCUCCUUGAGACAACCGUUCCACAAUGGAGUGAAGUGCCCUGUUCCCGAGGUCACGUUCAGUGCCAUUGACAUAAAAGAACUGAAGAUUUUAGACAUCAGACAUGGCAGUGCCAGGAACAGCUCCUCUGCAUCGACAAAGGUCAGCAGUGCUCCGGUUGCAGUCCCGAAGGGAGACACCAGGUCUGUGGAGAAAGUGAACUCUCCUCAGCACUGCUCCAAAAGCUAUGGAGAGCGUCACCUGGACGUUCCUGGCCAACCUAAAGGAUUCCGUCGAAGACACAACUCCUGGUCAUCUAGCAGUCGAGGGGUAAACCAAGUGACGCCGAAGAAGAACGGGGUGAAGAAUGGUCCGAUGAAGCACAGAGACGACGAGUGUUUCGGCGACGGCGUGGAGGAAGAACUGGACACAGACUUUGAUUUUGAAGCAAACUUGGCUCUUUUCGACAAAGCGGCAGUUUUCUCAGAGAUCGACAUAUCAGAGCGGCGCAACGGAGCGAGGUCACGAGGGACGCCACAAGAGCAGACGCCGUCACGGUACCGUCACGAUGAGAACAUCCUGGAGGCCAAACCUAUUGUGUUCAGACAGAUUACUGUACCGCAGUCCGGGGCCAAAGAAUAUUGCACUGACUCUGGGCUGGUUGUACCCAGUAUUUCCUAUGAACUACACAAGCGUCUGUUGUCGGUCGCCGAGCGUUACGGUCUGUCAUUGGAACGAAGACUUGAAAUGACCGGAGUCUGUGCCAGUCAGAUGGCACUUACAUUGCUGGGUGGGCCCAACAGGUUCACACCCAAAAAUUUACACCAGCGUCCCACAGUGGCUCUGCUGUGUGGCCCCCAUGUUCAGGGGGCACAGGGCAUCAGCUGCGGUCGUCACCUUUCCAAUCAUGAAGUGGAGGUCAUCCUGUUUCUGCCCAACUUUGUGAAGAUGCUCGACUCCGUCACCAGCGAGCUCACGCUCUUCAACAAAACUGGGGGCAAACAGGUGUCAAGUAUCAAAGACCUUCCAGACACCCCAGUGGACCUGAUCAUUAACUGCCUGGACUGCCAUGAGAACACAUUCCUGAUGGAUCAGCCUUGGUACCGAGCAGCGGCAGACUGGGCCAACCAGAACAGAGCGCCAGUGCUCAGCUUGGACCCUCCUGUUAGUGGACAGGGUCAGGCAGUUGAGGCCAAGUGGUCCCUCUCUCUUUGCCUACCUCUUCCCCUGGCUGAGGGAGCUGGCAGGGUUUACCUUUGUGACAUAGGUAUUCCUCGCCAGGUGUUCCAGGAAGUUGGAAUCAAGUACCAUUCUCCUUUUGGCUGCAAGUUUGUCAUCCCCCUGCACUCUGCAUAACGGGACUGACGGUCAACACGACAGAUUGAAUCUUUCACCAUCCUUGACCGUUUGGGUUUGGGCGCCUUAUAUUGGAGAGCUUCAGCUGUUUUUCAGUUCAUCCCUUAAGUUUCUAACUCAUUAACACAUGAAAGGGACUUUUCCCUCGCACUGAAGGACCAGUGUUUGGUCUGUAAGGACUAAAUACAUAAGAGUGGAGAAGGAAAAAGACUUUACAGGCCUUUUUGAAAAAAAUAGAUGUCAUGAAAACUAAAAGCUUAUACAAUUGUAUUUACAUAUUACAAGAUAUUUUGUUGAUGAAUCAAAAAAUACAAACAACGCUCAGUUUGAAAUUGAGUAGGACAAUCUUCAAAUGGAAAAUAUCUGAAUGUCAUUGUAAUCUAACAUCUAUCUAGUGAUCUAGUCAUUCCAAAGCCAUGUUGUGAAUAAGAUCCACCAUUGAAUACGUGCAAACACAAUGUCAUCACAUUCAUCUGGAUGAGACAACACUUACGUUGCUAAUGUCUCUGCUCACAGCCUUCCAUACUUUUCAGCAUUCAGUAAAUAUUGGCAGAUGUUCUAUUAUGAUCAAAUUUCCUCUUUGUUUUCACACUAAACCAGUGUUGAAUGGACCAGCUCCUGGAGAGAAUACAGAUCUCAGCAGUGUUGUUUGUCUAUGGUGAAUGAGGCCGUGGCAACAAGGGCUCCGAUAAGAUGACGGCGUGUUAUACCUCGGACGAUCUCACCCUUUUAGCGAUGAGAACGUGAUGGGCAAGAAGUUCGCUAACUUAAUUUUAGUGAAACUUCCGGACCAUACCAGUCUUUUCAGCUCCUUAAGUACAAAUCAUGUAUAUUUUGCAUUUAUAUUUUUUCUCCUGAGCAUUUUUAAAUGUAGGCUAUAUUUUCAGUUCCAUACAGUUGUUGGUUACUGUCUGAAAAUUAAUGAACAACUCAGUUACAACUCAGUUAAAGUGUGUGAUUCUCCACAGUGAAUGAAGUCUCCUGUGAGUUUGUGUCAAUGUAUUGUUAUUGUUGUGUGGUAAUGCAGUUUAAAACGCAUUAUAUUUGCUUGAAGUGUGCACUGCAUUACAUUAACAAGAAUCAAUGCAGACUUUUUUUUUUUAAGAGUAUGCUUAAAGAUUUUUGUGUUGUACAGGAGUUAAAAGAAGCCAAUGGAGGCCUGGAACAGUAGACAAAAUACAUCUACAUUUUUCUAAAACAUAGCAAGAUGAUAUGCAGAUGGUUGUGGUGUCAAACUGAAGUGAUUUGUGACGAAUGGGCUGAAAACUGGUAUGAUCCUUUAAGUUUCAAACAAGUGAUCAAAAGAGUUUUAACCGUUAAGGUUUGAAUGUCAGUUUUCCGAUGGAAGUUGUGUUGGCUGACAAAACAAUCAGCAUUUCCGAUUAAAUUAGAAUACUCUGUGUACUCUGGGAUUAAUGCUUUUUUUAAGGUAAAUAAUCUUGAUCCGAACUCACAAAAAGUUCCAAGAUGUACCCUGCUGCACUGAGUAUCAUCUCUGUACCAGUUAGAUUUGGUCUUUAUGAUGAGAAUUUUUUUGACAAAACUGCUGUUUUUUGUUGUUGUUUUUUUCAGUUUCAGUCUGACCUGGUGUUUGCCUGUUUAUGUAUCUGACCAUUCCUGGUAAUUUAGCGUAAAAGUGAAGACUGUGAAAUAUACAAAUAAUCUAAGAGAAAGGCUGCUUUUUGAGGCCUCGGCAGACGAGUCAGAAGCAUCUGUGAUGCCAGAUCUUUUUUCGCCGGUGAAAGUUUAAAACCUUUGCUGGUUCGUUCACAGAGCCCUGUGUCCCGAGGCCAGUGUCGUGUAGGAGAAGCUGAUUUCAAACAGUACACUCCAACCUAUACUCUUUGGCACAUGGUGUUUUGUUUAUGAUAGCUUAUUGACAUCUCAGGAGGAUGAAGAACGCUCGCGUUACUGUGUUUCCCCUGUGCACACUAGUCUGCACACGGCCCGUGCGCCGAUUCAGUGUAAAUUACUGCCAUGCACAAAUAUUUAGUUCCUUCUCCAACAUUCCUGCAGCCUGAUGUUUUAGGUCACAUCUGUUGAGACAAGUCCGGCUCAACUGUUGCUGAAUGUGAACAUGAAAGGGAGUCGUGUUUCUCUGUGGCCGCCAGGGGGCCACGCCACCACGUGUUUCAGUCGUGGAGGCGUGGCCCCCUGCUGUUGACUCUGAUAAUGGCAGCUCUGUGUACCUGAUGCUGACAGUUCUGAACACGAUGUGAGCAGUUUGGGACAGGAAGAGCCCUGUUAGAAAGUUGAAUUAGACUGGUUCAUAUGUGACAUAUUCCCUGAAUGUUUGGUCCACGUAAGGUCCGUUUUCAGUUCGACAAAGCCACAAUUAAUAGUCUGUGUUUUUUUUUUUGUCUAGACAGUUUUCAUUUGAGUGUCAAGGAUCUCCUGCAGUCCUCUUGUCACAUCUGCAGAUUGAAACAAUAAAAAAAGAGAAAGAAAA